AUGGAAGAGAAAUAUGAUGUUAUCGCUUGUGGAACUGGCUUCAAGGAAUGCCUUCUUUCUGGCCUUCUUUCUGUAGCUGGCAAGCAUGUCCUUCACGUCGAUCGUAACGAUUUCUACGGUGGCGAAUGCGCUUCUCUGAACAUCACACAGUUCAUGGAACAGAUGCAGCCAAAGGGAGAAAAGCAAGAUCUUGGUCCAAACCGUGAAUGGAACAUUGACCUUAUUCCAAAGUUCAUCAUGGCUGAUGGCAAACUUGUUAAGGCCCUCAUCCACACAAAGGUCAACGAAUCCCUUAACUUCCAAUUCAUUGCCGGCUCCUACGUUCUUUCAAAUGGCAAGGUUGAUAAGGUCCCAUCCAACGCUAAGGAAGCACUUGCAACAUCUCUUGUCGGCUUCUUUGAAAAGCGCCAUCUCAAGAACUUCCUUGAGUUUGUUGCUGAUUAUGUUAAGAACCCAGAAAAUCCAAAGUAUAAAGAUGUUGCCCAAAUGAAUGCCAAGCAAAUUAUGGAGAAGCAUUCUCUUGCUAAGGAGACAAUGGACUUCAUCGGUCAUGCCAUGGCUCUUGAACCAGAUGAUGAGUACCUUACUCGCCCUGCCACCGAGCUCAUUGAAAAGAUGAACCUUUAUGGCAACUCAAUCAACAAGUAUGAAGGACAGAACUCUCCAUACCUUUAUCCAAUGUACGGCCUUGGUGACCUUCCACAAGCUUUCGCUCGUCUCUGCGCAGUUUGGGGUGGUGUUUACAUGCUCAACCGCAAGGUUGAUGGCAUUCUUAUGGAGAAUGGCCGUGCUGCUGGUAUCAUCUCAGGCAAUGAAAAGGCUUAUGCUCCAAUCAUCAUUGGCGAUCCAUCAUACUUCGCUGACAUCCCAGGAAAGACAAAGAAUGUUGGUCAGAUCGUUCGCGCCAUCUGCCUCCUCCACCACUGCCCAGAUUGCAUGAAGGGUGAAGUUGAUUCAGCUAACAUCAUUCUUCCACAAUCCUCUGUUGGCCGUAAGCAUGAUAUUUAUAUCUGCUAUACAUCAUACCAGCAGAAGGUCUGCCCAAAGGGUUGGUACAUUGCAAUUGCUUCCACAUCUGUCGAGACAGAUCAGCCAGAGAAGGAACUUGACCCAGCUCUUAAGCUUUUCGGCAAGAUUGAUUACAUCUCACUCAAGGUCCAUGACGUAAUCGUUCCAGCAAUUCCAGGUUCUCAGGAUGGCUGCUAUUGCUCUUCCUCCUAUGAUCCAACCACCCACUUCGAAACAACAAUCGAUGAAGUUCUCAAGCUCUAUGAGGAAAUCAUGGGCAAACCAGUUGAUUUCGAUAAGAAGAUGGAGUAA
Trichomonas vaginalis G3 is the source of this 1320-nucleotide messenger RNA. Its product is annotated as Rab GDP-dissociation inhibitor family. The record is from RefSeq and is a predicted model, not a curated record. Gene Ontology annotation, molecular function: Rab GDP-dissociation inhibitor activity. The transcript has a single exon. Gene Ontology annotation, cellular component: cytoplasm. Lineage: Eukaryota; Parabasalia; Trichomonadida; Trichomonadidae. Gene Ontology annotation, biological process: small GTPase-mediated signal transduction; vesicle-mediated transport; protein transport. The coding region runs from base 1 to 1320 and encodes 439 amino acids.